This is a messenger RNA of Prorocentrum cordatum, 2158 nucleotides long. The record is from the annotation of a GenBank genome assembly. NCBI's taxonomy places the organism in Eukaryota, Dinophyceae, Prorocentrales, Prorocentraceae.
CAGGACGUCCGAGUCACAGUCCGACGACACGUUCGACGACCCCUACAUGGUCCCAGAGCGCAAGGACUCUGGCGAUAUCGUGUGGAACCCGUUCGCGGACGGGCAGAGCUCGUUCUCCAAGGCCAUGAAUCGCUACUUCGAGAGCGGAGGGCAGUCGCGGAAGAAACGCAGAGCGUACAAGAUUGUGAGGAGCCGGCCUUUUUCUGUGGUGUCGUAUGCCGCGAUCAUGGCCAAUUCCUUGUUCAUCGGCAUCAGCAUGCAGCUCGAGAUGGACGCGGUGCAGAGCGGGACUGCGAUGAAGAAGUGGCCAGAGUACGUUGAGCUAGGCUUCCUGGUGUUCUUCACGAUCGAGUUGCUUUGCAAGGUGCUGGCGGAGGACGUCUACGUCUUCUUUGGCGGCGAUUGGCAGUGGAACCUCCUGGACACAAUCCUGGUGCUCUCAGCUCUUCUGCAGCUCAUGUUCGAGUUCGCGUCCGGCGCCGAUACGCCGAACCUGACGCCCGCCCGGAACAUCCGGCUCUUUCGCAUCAUGCGGGUCUUUCGCAUCACGCGGGUCUUGAAGGCAUGCCAGACCUUACGAGUCAUGAUUUUCUCAAUAUUUAAGUCGUUGGACGCGCUGGUCUGGGUAUUGGUGGUGCUCCUCUUCUUCAAGUACAUCUUCGCUAUGAUCUUUAUGCACGGUACCAUCACGUACUUCGAGUCGAAUCUGGACGGAAGUGGAGGUGAUCUCAGUCUUGAGGAGCAGCAAUUCUGGGAAUCCCCGUCUGAUCAUAUUGAUUACAUGAAGUGCGGUUGGAGCACCAUCGACCGGGCGCUCUUAAUCCUUUUCGAGAGCAUCACAGGCGGUCGGGAUUGGGGAGAGGUCUUCACCUCUUUGUUCAGGAUCGGCCCAGUGUACGGCAUCCUCUUCAUCGCCUACGUGCACGGCGGUGGAUACUUCAUGUCCUUCUUGGUUCUCAACGUUGUCAUCGGCACGGUCGUCGACGUCACGGCUGAUGUGGCCUCCAUGGACCGCGACAUGAUGGUCGACGACCAGAUCGCAUCUCUCAGGGGCUAUGCUUCCGACAUCAAAACGUUCUUCAAGCAAGCGGAUGCCGACCACUCGGGCUAUCUGUCCUGGAGGGAGUUCAAGAAUCACUUGGAGGAUGAUCGUGUGAAGGCGUACUUCCAGACGCUGGAUCUGGACAUUCGGAAGGCGCACACGUUGUUCAAGCUGCUGGACCGCAACGGCAAUGGAGAGGUAGGGAUCGAAGAGUUCCUCGACGGUUGCUUGCGCUUGAGAGGCCAGGCUAAGAGUCUCGACAUCCAUCUCGUCAUCUACCAGUUGGAGACCCUCAUCAAGGGGAUCUCGUGGAUGAUGCCCUCGUCAUAGAGCCCGCGCGAUUAGACCUGGGCUCCACGACAGACUGAAAGGUAGCCCCAGACCGUCCCAUGCCACCUCGAGUUCCCGCUCCAGCUAACUGGGACUACUUGGGGGGCCUGUUCCACCUGUCUAUGCGCAACCCGCAGCCUUAUUAGAGUCGGACGGACUCCGCACUCGCGCGUCAGCGUUUUUUUUCCAGUCUUCUAGGCACGAGAGAGAACGUAGCGCUCUUGGUCUUGACGGCAGUGUACAAUAUUCCCCCUCGCUGCGGUUACUAGCUGCUUCUGCACAAGGCGAGGUGAAGGCAAGUGUUCCUUUUCUCCUCUGGCUCGUGCGAGUCCUCCCCGAUGCCACUGAACUGCUUCCACCGCUGUGUGGAACAAGGAGCACGGCUCCAGCUGACGUGCUUAAAUAACUUCUGCCCUGCAUUCAGGUUUAAAAGACGACGUUACACACGACAGAACCAUUCGUCAGGAUCGCCCAGAUGCGUCUCCGAUGCGGUAUCGGGAAUUCCUCCCGUAUGCACGCGAGCAUUUCGCACAGUACCAGAAUUUGCACGAUUCCAGUCUCUUGUGGAGUUGGCGUUGAUAUUUAUAUGCCACCUUGACAUUGUUUCUGCGAUCGCUUGCAUGCGCCCUCUGCGCCACCUGUGCACCGACUCGCGCGAACAGUUGUCCUGGGCGCGGGCUCGUUCCCUCUCUCUCCCGCCUCGUCGCGCCCUCCUCUUGCCGCGCGCGCUUCCUCUCGCCCCCCUCCAUGCUUCUGCUGCCUCCCUCCUCUUGCCGCGCGCUUCCU